Entelurus aequoreus (snake pipefish) is the source of this 4515-nucleotide messenger RNA. RefSeq names its product zinc finger protein 569-like. The record is from RefSeq and is a predicted model, not a curated record. The transcript has 4 exons. Gene Ontology annotation, biological process: central nervous system development; regulation of transcription by RNA polymerase II. Lineage: Eukaryota; Metazoa; Chordata; Actinopteri; Syngnathiformes; Syngnathidae. Bases 559 to 3933 code for a protein of 1124 amino acids. Gene Ontology annotation, cellular component: nucleus. Gene Ontology annotation, molecular function: RNA polymerase II cis-regulatory region sequence-specific DNA binding; DNA-binding transcription factor activity, RNA polymerase II-specific.
UGGGAAGGGAAGUGUUCCUUGCGCAUGCGCGAAGCGAUUGCGUUGUUCAGUACCGAUCGUCUCUUAAAACGCACCCUCGCAGUAUGGCCUCUAAAGCUGCAUUUAUUACUUCAUUUUUACAUUUGUACUCAUUCGUCCAUCGUAGGAAAAACUGAACUGUAUUAGUUAUUCGUGUCAGGAUUGACUCAACUCAUCUCAGUGACCUUUGACGCGUCUCUUCUCAGGCUGAGCUUGCCAGCUAGCUUAGCUUGCUAGUUAGCUUAGCUUGUUAGCUGCUAACAAAGAGGGGCGGAAGUGAUCAAAACACAUCGCUAAGAAGAGAUCAAGUUGUCCUGCAAACAUCUGUGAAGAACAUCUCCUCCCUUUGCAACAGAAGUGGAGCAGGAGGAGCCACAGCCCUCCCUCAUUAAAAAGGAAGGGAAGGCACCACAGAGUCCUUAAAUUAAAAAGGUAAAGUAGGACCUACUCUCCCCUCAUUUUAAAGAGGAAGAGGAGGAACACAGCAUCAGUCAGGAGGGAGAGCAUCUUGAAGGACUGGAGGAGGUUGAUGUCACCAAGAUGCCAGUGACUGGUGUCCCUGUGAAGAGUGAAGAUGAUGAUGAACAUCCUCCUGAGCAGCAGAAGUGGAGCUUCAGGAUGGCGACAGAGGAGCCACGGCCCUCCCACAUUAAGGAGGAAGAUGCGGCGCUACAGACCCGGCACGUCAAAAAGGCAGAGGAGUACCCACGGACCCCUCACAUUAAAGAAGAAGAGGAGGAACACAGCAUCAGUCAGGAGGGAGAGCAUCCUGAAUGGUUGGAGGAGUUCCCAGUGAUUGGUGUCAUUGUGAAGAGUGAAGAUGAUGAGGUCAAAGGUGAGAGUGAGGAGAAGAGAGAGGCGGAGCCUCCAAGCAGCAGCUCAACUCAACACAUGACAACAGAAGCUGAUGGAGACCACUGUGGAGGAUCACAAGCAGACAAGCUCUUAGCUCCACUAUCAGAUAGUGACGACAUAACGUCACACUCUCCUGACACUGAUGAUGAAGACUCUAAAGAUGAUAAGACAUGUCACACUGACAACACACACUUCACAUGUUCCCACUGUGACAAAACCUUUAGUAAUCGCUAUCGGAAAGUACACAUGAGAACACACACCGGGGAAAAACCUUUUUCUUGCUCAGGAUGUGGGAAAUGUUUUUCAAGGAAAAAUGUGUUGAAAAAACACAUGCAAAUACACACUGGAGAAAAACCUUUUUCCUGCUCGGUGUGUGGUAGAAGUUUUGUGUUAAGUCAAAAUUUGAAAGUACACAUGAGAAUACACACUGGAGAGAAGCCCUUUUCCUGUUCCGUCUGUGGCAAAAGUUUUACACAAAGUCAGUGUUUGAAAAAACACAAAAAAUUACACGCUGGAGAAAAUGAGGAUGAAGACUCUAAAGAUGAUAAGACAUGUCACACUGACAACACACCCCUGUCAUGUUCUUACUGUGACAAAGCUUUUAAAUAUCCUAGUGAUCUAAAAGUACACAUGAGAACACACACAGGAGAAAAACCUUUUUCCUGUCCAGAAUGUGGUAAAGGUUUUGCAACAAAUCAAAAUGUGAAAGUACACAUGAGAACACACACUGGAGAAAACCCGUUUCCCUGUUCAAUAUGUGGUAAAGCUUUUGUACAAAAGAGUGGUUUAAAAAUACACAUGAGAAAACACAGUGGGGAAAACCCUUUUACGUGUUCAAUCUGUGGUAAAAGUUUUACAAGAAGUUCAAGUUUGAAAUUACACAUGGAAAUCCAUACUGGAGAAAAACAUUGUUACUGUUCAAUCUGUGGUAAAGGUUUAGCACAUAAUAAACAAUUGAAAGUACACAUGAGAAUACACUCUGGCGAAAAACCUUUUACCUGUUCAAUCUGUGGUAAAGGUUUUGCAAAAAGUAGCAAUUUUAUAAUACACAUGAGAAUACACACCAGAGAAAAACCUUUUAUGUGUUCAAUUUGUGGUAAAAGGUUUUCACAAAGUCCACAUUUGAAAAUACACAUGAGAACACACACUGGUGAAAAACCAUAUUCCUGUACAAGCUGCAACAAAGGAUUUUGUGUGCGCUCAAAACUUGUGGCGCACAUGAAAACACACACAGGAGAGAAAGUGUUGAGUUGCAGUGUGUGUGGUGAAAGAUUCUCUUCUAAGUACCAGUGUAAGAAACACAAGUGUGCUGGUGAGGUGGUAAUGGUCAGCUCUGGUUAUAUUGCCAGAGCAUGUGAAGGGAAGUGUUCCUUGCGCAUGCGCGGAGCUGUUGCGUUGUCCAUGUCCUGCAAACAUCUGCAGCAGGAGUGGAGCUUCAGGAUGGAGCAGGGUGAGCCACAGCGCUCCCUCAUUAAAAAGGAAGGGGAGGCACCACAGACCCCUUACAUUAAAAAGGGAAAGAAGGACCCACUCACCCCUCAUUUUAAAGAGGAAGAGGAGGAACACAGCAUCAGUCAGCAGGGAGAGCAUCUUGAAGGACUGGAGGAGGUUGAUGUCACCAAGAUGCCAGUGACUGGUGUCCCUGUGAAGAGUGAAGAUGAUGAUGAACAUCCUCCUGAGCAGCAGAAGUGGAGCUUCAGGAUGGCGGCGGAGGACCCACAGCCCUCCCACAUUAAGGAGGAAGAUGCGGCGCUACAGACCCUGCACAUUAAAAAGGAAAAGGAGUACCCACUGACCCCUCACAUUAAAGAAGAAGAGGAGGAACACAGCAUCAGUCAGGAGGGAGAGCAUCCUGAAUGGUUGGAGGAGUUCCCAGUGAUUGGUGUCAUUGUGAAGAGUGAAGAUGAUGAGGUCAAAGGUGAAAGUGAGGAGGAGAGAGAGGCGGAGCCUCCAAGCAGCAGCUCAACUCAACACAUGACAACAGAAGCUGAUGGAGACCACUGUGGAGGAUCACAAGCAGACAAGCUCUUAGCUCCACUAUCAGAUAGUGAGGACACAACGUCACACUCUCCUGACACUGAUGAUGAAGACUCUAAAGAUGAUAAGACAUGUCACACUGACAACACACACUUCACAUGUUCCCACUGCGACAAAACCUUUAAAUACCCAAGUCUUCUGAAAGAACACAUGAGAACACACACUGGAGAAAAAUAUUUUUCCUGCACAGAAUGUGGUAAGAGAUUUGCCCGAAAAAAUGUGUUGAACGUACACAAGAGAACACACACCGGAGAAAAACCUUUUUCCUGUUCAAUAUGCGGUAAGACCUUUGUACAAAAGCAAUGUUUAAAAAUACACAUGCGAAAACACAGUGGGGAAAACCCCUUUUCCUGUUCAAUCUGUGGUAAAAGUUUUACAACAAGUUCAAAUUUUAAAGUACACAUGAGAAUACAUACCGGAGAAAAACCUUUUUCCUGUUCAAUAUGUGGUAAAGCUUUUGUACAAAAGGAUUGUUUAAAUAUACACAUGAGGAAACACAGUGGGGAAAAGCCUUUUUCUUGUUCAACCUGUGGCAAAAGUUUUACAAGAAGUUCAAGUCUGAAAGUACAUAUGGGAAUCCAUACUGGAGAAAAACCUUUUUCCUGUUCAAUUUGUGGUAAAGGUUUUGCACAUGGUAAACAUUUGAAAGUACACAUGAGAAUACACACGGGAGAAAAACCUUUUACCUGCUCAAUCUGUGGUAAAGGUUUUGCAAAAAGUAGCAAUUUUAUUGUACACAUGAGGAUACACACCAGAGAAAAACCUUUUAUGUGUUCAAUUUGUGGCAAAAGGUUUUCACAAAGCCCACAUGUGAAAAUACACAUGAGGACACACACUGGUGAAAAACCAUAUUCCUGUUCAAGCUGCAACAAAGGAUUUUGUGAACGAUCAAAGCUUGUGGCACACAUGAAUACACACACAGGAGAGAAAGUGUUGAGUUGCAGUGUGUGUGGUGAAAGAUUCUCUUCUAAGUACCAGUGUAAGAAACACAAGUGUGCUGGUGAGAACAGCAGCAGCAAAUGAAGAUGCAGGAUUGGAAUUAUACCGUCAAAGCUUGCAUUAAUAUACAGCAUUAUGUACUUUUAUUUAAAAAAAAAUACACAAUAUGACUGAAAAGGUGAAAAUAAACAGUACAAAACAUAUGUUACAUACAAUAAACAUUUAAUGUGUUUAUAGGUGCUCAUAGUUCACCUUUAUACUUAUUCAUAAUAGUGUUUUAUGUAUGUUUUUGAAAUAAUGAAGUGUUAAAUAUUUUCAUUUCUAAUUGUAAAUGAUUCUAUGUAUAAACUUCUUUAUAUGAUAUACAUAUUUGUUUUACAUGUGUUCAUAUCUUUGCUUUUGAGUACACAUAAAUCCCUCUUAGUUCAUAUUUACUGCUUCACAUCUGAAACAUCUGGACCACUUCUGGAAGCAUAUUUACUUUAUACAUCAUUUGAGCAGUUGUUUUAUACAAGAUCAUUUACUUUUAAAAUGUGUGACUUUAUGAGUCAUUUGUUGGGUCUCCAUAAUCCAUUCUAUUGUCUUUAUUACUCUCUUUUGUAAUAUGGAUAUUGUUUUGUUAUUGUUUUAUAUGUAUGUCCCCAGACCUUUAUGCAAUAAACAAUG